GAGCACAUCUGCCUGUUUUUUUUUUUUUUGUUUUUUGUUUUUUUGCAGGAAUAUGGCAUAAAUAAAGUGGAGAAACUGGACAUAGCAUACGCCUACUGCCUCCCACUGGUCAGAAAGAUCCAACUUGACCUGCAGAGGACCCAUGAGGAUGAGUCUGUCAACAAACUGCACCCUCUGUACUCUCGAGGGGUGAUGUCUCCUGGACGCCACGUCCGGACCCGUUUAUAUUUCACCAGUGAGAGCCAUGUCCACUCCCUGCUCAGCAUUUUCCGCUAUGGGGGCUUGCUUGAUGAGGAGAAGGACCAGCAGUGGAAGCGUGCCAUGGAUUACCUCAGUGCUGUCUCCGAACUCAACUACAUGACUCAGAUUGUCAUCAUGCUGUAUGAGGACAACAAUAAGGACCUCUCCUCUGAGGAACGCUUCCAUGUAGAGCUUCACUUCAGUCCUGGUGUGAAAGGUGUUGAGGAGGAGGAGAAUGCUCCCACCGGCUUUGGCUUCAGACCCGCCUCUGCAGAGGUAGCACGGCAGAAUGGGCAAAAACCACCUGACCCCAGCAGCCUGGAGGACCUCUCGCGGGAUGAAACUGACCGGGCUGUGCCACUGUCUGAGCCAAUCACCAUUCAGAGGAAGUCCCCACUUAUUCGCAACCAUAAGACUGGAUCCAUGGAGGUCCUUUCGGAAACCUCUUCCUCCAAAGUAGGCAGCUACCGCCUCUUCUCGCUCUGCUCUCGUCAUUCCCCCGAGAUGAAACAAAGUGGAUUAGGCUCUCAGUGCGCUGGGCUCUUCAGCACCACUGUCCUAGGUGGGUCCUCUAGUGCCCCCAACCUGCAGGACUACGCACGCGCACACCGCAAAAAAUUCUCCACCGGCAGUCUGUCCUACAAAGACGAGUUGUUGUCAAUGCCGGCAGUAAAACGAUUUUCUGUGUCGUUUGCAAAGCAUCCGACUAAUGGAACACAAGACGACACCUCCACCACUGCAGUGGCCCCAUCACUCUGGUGCACUGCGGCAGAGCCCCUGGAGGAGCACCAUGUGGCCCAGUUGUUGAGGCGUUUCUCCACUGACCUCAGCCUGGGCCGCCACCUCUCUCUGGACCGGGCACUGGCCCACCACCUCCAACAGUGCUCCUACCACCUCCGCCUCUUCCGAAACUGGCUCAUCUCCGGCCACGAUCCCCUAGAGUACCUCUACGGCUUUGAAGGCUGCUCCAUGGUGCCCUCCAUCUAUCCUUUGGAGACGCUGCACAACUCACUGUCUCUGAAACAGGUUAGCGAGUUCCUCACUGGUGUGUGCGAGAAUGCAGGGGAUCCACACACUAGGACUACCAGAGCUCUGUCAGCCAUGUUUGAUGCCCACAGCCAGCCAUCAGUAGACUCGUACAUCCCUCAAAGAGUCCUCUCUUCCUCCAUCUCUCUCAGAUCUCGUUCUGACAGACCUCCUUGGUACAGCAGCGGUCCAUCCAGUACAGUAUCCAGUGCUGGGCCAUCCUCUCCCACCACAGCUGACACCUCCCCAAGGUUCAGCUUCAGUGAUAAGAUCUCCCUCACCCCUCAGAGCAGUGAGGAAACCCACUCGACUCAAAACCCUUCUACUCAGCUGGCUCCUGUGGUUGCAUCAAACGCCCAUGACCCAACUGACUCUCCUGUUCCAAACCUCACAGAAGUCCCCCUGACUCCAAAUAACUCGCCAGAAGAUGAUACUGAGCCCUGCACAGUCAUUGACCACCAGCCUGACAACCCUGAACCACCACUGGAAGUGGAAGAAGGGCCUUCAUUAGCUGCAGAUCCUUCCAACGGUGUAGUUUCAGAUCCCAGCCUCAGGCCUCCCUGCUCAGCAUUAGCUGAACUCUCUCUGGGUCGGAUGGAGGGUUACUGCCUCCCGGGCUCCCUGCCUGUGCUGCUGGAGCUCAGAGAGAGCAGCAGCGAGGCGGGCUCCAGCUCCCAGACGCCCCAGUCUCCAGAGGGACCUGAUGAAUUUUUUGAUACCCAGGAGUCUAUGGAGUUGUGGAUGGACAGUCCAGAAAGCCUCCCACAUCAAGAGACAGCUCUGGAGGUUGGACCCACUAACACAGCAGAGCCAUAGAGUAACACUGGGGCAACAUUUUAUCAAGGUCAGAAACUGCUGUGGUGGCAUCUCCAACAAUACAGGCAUCAUCAUUAUUGUGAACAGCGAAGUAUUGUACUGAGCUACAGGCAUCCAGGCCUUCCCUUUAUCUCACAGGUCCUCUUGCCUAUUGACUCUGAUGAGUAAUCUUGGGCAGCUCUGUGUUAAAGAAUCAUAUGACAAUGCCGUACAUGCUGUUCAUUGCCUUUGAAACUGAGCCAUUCAGUCCUCUGGUUCAGUCCAUCCAUGUGUAAAGAUGGAACAACUCGGUAGAAGGUCAAGCUAAAUCAAAAUGCUUUUUGUUACUGUCACUCGUAUGCUGUUUGUUUGAAGUAGCAUCGUAUCAUUUUAGCCACUGGGGGGGCAGAAAACCCCAAAGCAGGUGAGUCUUAAAUGUGCUAUUAGCUAAAAGCUUGAGUUAAAUGAGGCUGAAAAGCUGCAGAAAAUUGGCAUGAAAUAAUUAACCUGGGUUUUUGUUGAUUUUCUGCUUGUGAUUUAUUGUGACCAUAAAUUUACUGAUUAAUGGAGCUUUAAAUUGUGUUACGUGUGCUGGAUGUAUAUCUACAUAAUCAACAGCCUUUCAUAGCACCAGCUUUCAGGGCACGUUGAUGUGGUUAACCAUCGCUAGUCGAGCAGCAGGCUUUCCGUUUGUUACCCAAUACAAAAGCUAAUACAUGUUGCUUUUAUGAUAAAACGCAGAGUUACAAAAUACAAUCAUCAAAUCUUCUGCUCUUCAGUCUGCAGCAUCCAUCAGGUGCCAAGCUUCUGUGGUACUGCAUGUUUGAUUUUUAAAGAAACUUAAAGCUGAGUGGCAGCAGCUGAAUCCUCAUUACUGCCGGUGAAACGUAAGUGUUCAGUCUCCAGGUCAAACCGUGUGCACUGCUUACUGCCAAAGUCCUUAAGCCUCAUUAGAUAUUUAAUAUAAUCAGUAGGAAAUAAUAGAGAAAAUAUUUAUUUUGAAACUGCAUCUUAAACAAAAAGUUUGUAUUUUUAAUAUCCAUACACCAGAUAUGUAAUUGUAUCAUAACUAUUGUGUAUAUUUCUUUGUAAAGUCACGACAUGAUGCAGGAAAAAAAAAUCUGAAAGCUAAUCUCUUAUUUUAUUGCUGAACAAACAGGACGGGCAUUUUACGUUCAGUGUGCUUUUAAUCUGGCAACCAGAUAUGUAGCAGCUGUGUGCGUGGAGGCGUGCACACGUGCUCGAGAAACUAUUCAGGUAGGCGAGGACGCUGAUGUGCAAUUCUGUGUUUCAGUCCGGUUUCAUGUGACAUCACAAAGUACUGCAGGUGAAAGCCAUGACUAAAGGUUUGUGAAACUCCGACCUGUCUGUGUGUACAGAAUAAAAACAUGAUACCAA
Messenger RNA from Archocentrus centrarchus (flier cichlid), 3459 nucleotides. RefSeq names its product diphosphoinositol pentakisphosphate kinase 1a (gene ppip5k1a). Gene Ontology annotation, biological process: inositol metabolic process; inositol phosphate biosynthetic process. Lineage: Eukaryota; Metazoa; Chordata; Actinopteri; Cichliformes; Cichlidae. The annotation marks the transcript as partial. Gene Ontology annotation, cellular component: cytosol. The transcript has 13 exons. The record is from RefSeq and is a predicted model, not a curated record. Gene Ontology annotation, molecular function: inositol hexakisphosphate kinase activity; 5-diphosphoinositol pentakisphosphate 1-kinase activity.